AUGGCAUCAAAUAAUAUGUAUUCAAAGGAACAAUUCUUAAUUCGUACUUCAACGCAAGCAGAUAACGUCUAUCAAAAUCAACAACAACAACAAUAUCAUCAUCUUGAAAUGAUCGUAUCUCAAAGUUGUAAUACUUCAAUCACAAAUACAAGUUCACGUCUUCAUCCACAUACACCAAAUACUGAACCAAAACUAUGUACACAACAAGCGCCAGCAAAAGCUGAAAUUAUUCGAACAAUAAAAUACGUUUUGAUACAUCAAAAUCUUGGUGUGCACGGUGAAAUCGUCACUGACUUUGUUCAAGUAAAGUUUAUGAAAAAGAUGGAGCAUUUUUAUGUUUGUAUUGAUUAUGGUGAUGUUUUUCCAUCAAGUACUGGUGCUGUAAAUGUUAUUUUUAAUAGUGAAGAACGAGUUUUUUAA
Adineta ricciae is the source of this 420-nucleotide messenger RNA. The record is from the annotation of a GenBank genome assembly. NCBI's taxonomy places the organism in Eukaryota, Metazoa, Rotifera, Eurotatoria, Adinetida, Adinetidae.